This is a messenger RNA of Dreissena polymorpha, 4426 nucleotides long. RefSeq lists its product as uncharacterized. Gene Ontology annotation, biological process: G protein-coupled receptor signaling pathway. Gene Ontology annotation, molecular function: adenylate cyclase inhibiting G protein-coupled glutamate receptor activity. The record is from RefSeq and is a predicted model, not a curated record. The transcript has 12 exons. NCBI's taxonomy places the organism in Eukaryota, Metazoa, Mollusca, Bivalvia, Myida, Dreissenidae. Gene Ontology annotation, cellular component: membrane. The coding region runs from base 315 to 3902 and encodes 1195 amino acids.
AUAUUUUUCUGUUUUAUGAAGAACAGGCACGUAUUUGUAGACAAACAAACUGCAAGGGAUCAAAAGCUGACUGUGACGGAGAUAUUCUACAUUAUAGCUCUAAGUUUCGGAAAUUUGAGUUAUAUGAAUUCAUAUCCAACCAUAAUGCUUCAAUACUCGGUACUGGCCGUUGUGAUGAGAAAUGAAGGAUUUUGAUUUUUCAACGAACCGGUAGCUGUUAUGUUUUGUCUCGGUGUUUGACAUUUGGAGCAUAUUGAUCUUCGUGUGCAGGGACAAUUUAUUCAAAGAACUGCAAACUCCCUAUCAAUAUAAUUAUGCAGCAAAGAGUAAGUUCGCUGCUAGCGGCGUUGUGCGCACUUACUUCCGGUUUCAUCAGAGCUCAUGGACUGGGAACAGAACUACUUCCGGGCGAUGCCUAUAUCGAGUUUAUUGGCUCCGUGUACUCGGACACCUCUUGUCGCGUACCGGAUGUACAGGUGCUGCAGGAGAUCAACGCAAUCAAGUGGACGCUUGGGCGGCUGAACGACGGCAACUUCAUAAAUGGGCUUAAACUUGGUCUGAGAGUGAGCCCGACGUGUCAGUCCGUGGAGAGAGCCAUCCAGGUUACACACAAGCUGAUUGUGGAGAUGGGAAACAACGACACAAUCGACGUCGUCGGUGUGAUUGGCUCCGACUUCAGUUCCGAGUCUGAAGCAAUCUCGCGCAUGCUCAGUCUGUUGCCCGACCAGCAUCGUCUGUUACAGGUGAGCUACGCGUCCACUUCUGCAUCACUGCGUAACCGCGACCUGUACCGGAACUUUUUUCGGACCAUCCCCGCAGACGAUAUUCAAGUUCAGGUGAUGCACGAGUUUCUCGUGGCGGCUCGCUGGACGAUGCUUACGAUGAUUUACAUCAACGACACCUACGGGCGCGGCGGCUUCCGGGAGCUAUCGGAGAGGCUCGUCGGCUCCGAUAUAUGUGUGGUUGGCAGCGUUGCUAUAGAACCCGAGAAUUACAACGUCACAAUGCUAGAAGAUGUAGUGAGGAACAAGGUCUACAAUAUCAAUGAAACAAGAAACGAGCCGCCCGUAAGCGGUAUUUUGGUGUUCGGAAGGUAUCAAAUUGUUGAAGCUUUAUUCCAAGCCAUACACAAUCUUGAAAACGACAACAGAACUGCUCACUACAACAGACCCAGUGUCAUUCUGUCUGAAGCCGGGAUAUAUUUUGAAAGCAAAUUUCCAAAUGUUUCGAAGGGCGCGUUUGUAUUAAGUCCCCCUAGGCGAAUAAUUUCAGAGUUUCAAGCCAACUGGAAUGACAGUUUGACGAUAUCGGGGAAACUGAAAGCAGAAGUCGAUUCUAAUCGCUAUUUCAAAGAAAUGUUCGAAAUACUCAUGAACUGUCAGUUUUCCAACUAUUGCCACCCAAUGACGUCAAAGGAACUUACCAUGCACGCCGCGCCGUCAGUGUACACGCAAUACGCCAUACAGUCUGCUCUUGUAACAGCGUUCUCCGUCAAGCGUGUUCACUCGACGGCGUGCCCGGUCGGCGGUGCCUGUGACGUGUUUAAAAACGUGGAUAUGACCAAACGGUCCGCCUUUAUAGAUGCUAUUAAAAACCAGGACAUCGUCUUUGAUCAUGACUUUGGUGGUUUACGCCCGCAGGCGUUUCAGAGCCCACUGCUGGCCGUGCGGUUCGGAAGUUCCUCCGACGUGAGGUUCGUACCUAGCAACUUGUUCCCCGAGUACGAACUCUACAACCACCGACUGCAUGCCCAGUGUCCCCAGUCGGAUACCCCCUGCUUAAUCAAGGUGGCAAGUUAUAACGAGCAAACCUCCUUGGAUCAGUCGCUGUUUUCGGAAAUCCGUGAUUAUGAAGAUAACAACAGUGUAUUGACAUGGCCCACAAUUCGCAAGUCACAAUGUCCGGAUGGAUACAGAUCAGAUUCCUGUCUGAGGCAGCGGUCGGAUACCUCCGUUCUGUACCACAAAGGUGACAUGUACAUCGUCGGGAUUGCACCCGUGCACAACACUGGUACCACGCCUCUGAAAUGCGCAAAAAUGAGAGAAGACGGGUUAGAUAUUGUUGAAGCAAUUCGAUACGGAAUAUUAACCGGAAGCGGUCUGUUUGGUGGUGCGAAGAUUGGGUUGAUCUUAAUUGACAGCUGUAACGAUCCACAGAUCAUACAGGAAAAGAUCCUGACGUUGCACAGGCUCGGAGUCUACAACGACGGGAAGUAUGAGCCGGUUGCCGACAAGAUCCUGGGAUAUGUAGGUUGCUGGGGCAGUGACGUCAGCACGGCAAUGGCCAAGAUCAUCGGCCGGCUGGGCCUUGUGCAAAUCAGUUACGCCUCCACGGCGCCGUCACUUAGCAAUCGCGACCUUUAUCCAUAUUUCAUGCGCGUCCCAGGCGCCGACGACUUCCAAGGAGCGACGCUGCUCAAGAUCGUUAAGGCACUUGGGGGAAGCACUAUCCAGAUCAUCUAUGGCAAGACGAUCUAUGGCGAGGGUGGGAGAAAUCUCAUACGGACACUCGCGGGGAAGCCGGAGUACAGCAUCUGUAUCGGCAACGAAAUAGGCGUGUCCACAGAUACCCAACCGGCGACCAUCGUGGAGUCGCUCCGUAAAUUUAAGGAAGCGCAAAUAGUCGUCUGCUUCAUCACAUGGGUUGAAAUGCAGCACAUAAUUGGCUACAUGAACCAGGAGUUGGCGUUGAACGAGUUCCUGUUCAUCGCGUCCGAGGGAUGGGGGUUGAGUAUUAACAUGACCCAGUACCGUAAUCUCUCGGGCACGAUCACCGUGGCCACUCGCCUUUGGACCACUGAUGGAUUCGAAUCCCACCUUAAGGCAUUGCGGCCUGAAAACAAGGAAAAUCCAUGGAUACGACCCUACCUUGAGAUGAUCUAUAACUGCUAUUUUGAGAGCAGCUUCGACAAAUCUGUAAAAAAGAAAUGCAACGGCACUGAGAACCUAGAUGAAGCUAAAGGUGUGUACAGUAUUGACUCAUGGGCGCCAUUCGCUGAACGCGCCGUGUCCGUGCUGUUAAAGGGGGCGGCGUCCACCCUGCAGAAAGUAUGCGGUACCGCCCAGUUUGUCUGCCCGGAGUACUACAAUUCGACCCGUAUGCUGCUGACGGAACUAAAGCGACAGGAGGAGUUAAUGGAACCGCAGGACAUCGUCAAGCGGCGUGUAUUCGACGACAACGGCGACGGAACGAUAGGCUACAGGAUAUACGUUAUAGACGGUAAUGGAAAAGCCAACAAGCUGGGUACCAGUGACAGUCUCGGGUUCCAGUUUCCGGUGCAGCAGUACUACACCUACCGAUCUAUGGCUUCCAUUACAACCAAAUGUACCGACGGCGAUGUCUGUCGGAAGUGCUUUCCGCAACCCACCUCGUUGCCGUGUGACGUUAAAACGACUCUGCCAGGGGGCGCUGUGGCGGCCAUUGUUGUUCUGGCGGUGUUCGCCUGUGUCCUUCUCCUGGUUAUUGUUUGCAUCUUUAAGCGCACCGGAUGUCGUCUGAGUGGUGCUUUCAAUCUCCGUUCUGAUGGCACUUACCUGACGGCGAUACAUGACGAAAAGGUACAUCAGCAGGGAGUCGACGGAAAUGCAUAUGCCUUAACUCCCCGCUCCCAUGACACUUACCUGACGCCGAUACACGACGAAAAGCUCCAUCAGCACGGCGUCGAAGGAAGGGAAACGCCGAUCGCUUGCACAAACAAAAACGAAGAUUACGACAUCCUGAAAGAUCAACCGGACGCUGGGUUUCGCUAUGGCGGUAUCGCGGGUCAAAAUAACUUUAACGACACACAGUGCAAUCAGAACGGAAGUAGCAGCCAGAGUCGGAUUUCAAAAAUUCAGAGGGAGCGGCCUGCUGAUUCACAGGACCUGUCACGGGAUGUCGUCAAUACUACUACGGGCUGCUGAUUCACAGGACCUGUCACGGGAUGUCGUCAAUACUUCUACGGGGCUUUAAUAUACUUAUGUGAAAUCCGUGAACUAAACUCGUAUGUCGGGAAUGAUUGUCAUAAUAUAGCAGAUCUAUUUGUGAUUAACGACCGGUACAUUAGUGUUAAAUAGGAAGACAACUGCCACAAGAAUGUAAAGGGAAGACCACAGCUUUAAUUAUACACAGACCCACUCGAGGCCACAGAUCCAAAGAUGACGCCGAUUUUUCGAAAAAUGUUCGUGAAGCAACAAAACAUCGACCUGACACUCGUGAACUCAAUUAGCAUAUUAACCCAUUUAUGCCUUGUGGACUCUCUCAUCCGUCUAAAUUUGAUCAAUUUAUUUCCAAACUUAGGGAUGUCAAGUAUAUUUAUCUAUAUUGAGAAUAUUUCUUACAGAAAUUUGUUUAAGCAAACAACGCAAACCCUGAUGAGACGCCGCAUCACGCAUCAUUUCUAGACGCUAGGGAUAAAUGGGUUAAUAAAUCAUACGCUUCAGUUGUU